AUGUACUCGAUCAAGACAAUGGACAUGAGUUUGACAAUACUAGCCAAUCGGACCGUUCACACAGUCCGCAUGAGAUGGACAAGAACGGUGGUGAGUAGUAUGCAGACAAGCAGCCCCCUAAGGUGGCUGCCACCUUUCCUCCCCUACUGUCUGUCCACGAACUGCAGCCGCCGAGUGAUCAGCAGCCCGCCCUCCUCUUGGGCAAGGACGCAGAGGACCCCUGACCAAGAGAGUAUGAUCCUGAAUCCUGAGACUGUACCUGUGGUGUCGCUGGAUUAUGCAGAGCCGACCCCCUCAGCUAGCUCUCUGCUAAAAGCAGAUGAAUGCACGGACCCCAUCAUUAUCCUGACGGACGAAGAGGCCGAGACCGUUACUAAUACUAAUGAGGAAGACGAUCUGGAGCUCGCAACCGCGCCAGGUACCGAGGCGAGGAGCCAUGCCUUCGUGAACAGUCUGUGUUGUGAUGAAUUUGAUCCGGAGAUUUGGGCGCUAGCAUGUUAUAUAUUCAAGAUCCCACCGGAACUGGGUAAAAACGUUAGAGAUAAGAUCCCUAUCCAGGGUUUCCGGCCCGAGCGACAUCCUUAUCCGUACCAGGUGUACGCCUCCAUGUGGCUGCUAGCGUGUGAGGCGACUAGCAACCAGCGCGGCAGAUUUUUGGCGGAUGAUAUUGGGUUUGGCAAGGGCGUUAAUUAUAUCUUCAUGGAAGUCUUUCUCCUGAUGAACUGGUGCACCGAGUGGCAGAAGAUUGUUGAUCCCACCGAUCCCCAUAUCCGCCAAAUGGUUAUUGUCCGGGGAUAUGGGAAAUCCUUCUCGGGUAUCCCGACCUGGGAGGAGUGGCAGCAUCGUUAUGAUAAGACGCAGUUCUACCACAAGCAAGCCGGAUGA
Molecule: messenger RNA, 885 nt
Organism: Aspergillus neoniger CBS 115656
Lineage: Eukaryota; Fungi; Ascomycota; Eurotiomycetes; Eurotiales; Aspergillaceae
Exons: 5
Coding region: 1-885 (294 amino acids)
Source: RefSeq, a predicted model, not a curated record